This is a messenger RNA of Nymphaea colorata (pocket water lily), 964 nucleotides long. RefSeq lists its product as uncharacterized. NCBI's taxonomy places the organism in Eukaryota, Viridiplantae, Streptophyta, Magnoliopsida, Nymphaeales, Nymphaeaceae. The record is from RefSeq and is a predicted model, not a curated record. Bases 55 to 558 code for a protein of 167 amino acids. The transcript is spliced from 3 exons.
UCAUCGACACAGGGUGAGAAACCAAGGGAGGGGGAAGGAGCAGGAGGGAGCACGAUGGCGAUGAGACUAGCAGAAGCAGCGGUCGGGGAAUUAGGGAGCCGAGCCACACGAGCGAUCUUCCCUAGCUCGAGGCUUCUGAAUUACCGGAGCAGGUCUUCUGGAUCGUCCCGGAAAAAGGAAGGCGGCGACAGCGGCGGCCUCGCGGAGCUCGUCGAGGUGGAGAUCCCAGAGGGAUCGGACCUCGCCGGGGGCGUCAAGCUGCUCCAGGACGCCGUUCACGCUAUCAUGGUCAGCCGGGCCGCGCCGGUUUGGCUCCCGUUCCGGCCGGGCUCCUCCUAUUGGGUCCCACCGAGGAAGAAGGCGACGGCAGCGGCCGUUUCCACGAACCUGGCGGAUCUGGUUGGGAAGCUGACGAAUCCAAUGACGGAUGAGGAGUCUCUGUCGCUUACUACGAGUAGAGGAUGGCCUUCUCGUUCGUAUUUUGUUGAAGGUGCAUCCCCAGAUUCAUCUGAGAUCAUGUCCAAACUGCCAGCAAAAUCUGACGGGGAAGAGGAAUAAACUGUAUAAUGCCAAAGUUCCUAACUGAGGAUAACCUCCCAUUUAAAGCUUUUUCCUUCCAUCUCACGAGAGGUUUGAUUGAAGAAAGCUUGUUUGUAUCUACUGGCACAUCGUGCAGGGAACUGCAGCUGCCAUGAUGAACCGCCUCAGCUCUCGCUUGAACAACCUCCACACGACAGUGCAGAUAUCCUCACCCCUCGCUUGGUUCUCUAGAAACUUUCAUAUGUACAGUGAAUUUAUGCAACAGAAUUAUCAUCUGCCAGCGCCUGUAAAUUUAUGCUCUCCUAAAAUUAUAGUUUGUGUGGCAUCAUUUGUAAUGUUUACUAACAUAACCAGCCUAUGUUUAAAAACGGUAGGCGAUGUUCUUGAAAGCUCAGUGAUUUGGCAUGUUAAAAUUGCCUGUCCA